Messenger RNA from Phytophthora nicotianae INRA-310, 1271 nucleotides. RefSeq lists its product as hypothetical. The transcript has a single exon. NCBI's taxonomy places the organism in Eukaryota, Oomycota, Peronosporomycetes, Peronosporales, Peronosporaceae. The record is from RefSeq and is a predicted model, not a curated record. Bases 388 to 1023 code for a protein of 211 amino acids.
GUUGAUUAACUACAGCUGGGUGAUCUCUCCAGAUGGAGGUCAUGUACGAUGUACCGGAUCUCUCGCCAGAGGGACCUAUUGGCAGUGGAAUGGCUCACCACAUGACGGCAUCAACCACUGCCUGGCAUUUUACACGCUGACGGUCACGGCAUUUCCUCUGUAAAGGUUUUCUUAUCCUGCUGGUCAACCGAUAGAUACAGCAACGACAGACUUUCGGGUGCUUCGAGCGCGUGGGUCUCUACAGUGUAAAGCGUUGCAGUAGCAAGAUUCUACAUGCAACAUGACAGCAGUGUCUGCCACCAGGGUCGACUCGCGUGAAGCUUCGUCCUGCAGCUCACUCACUUUGCAUUUUACCUUUUCAAGCGCGGAACUCCCCAUUCAAGAUUCAUGAAGUUCACCGUCUUCGUCGCGACCUUCCUGACCAUCGCCAGUGCUGUCCAGGCUGGAAACCCGCAGAAUGCCAUCCAGCUCUCUGCAUCGGCGCAGGCGGACAACGCAGAUAUUGUCAUUGUAACCCCCGCCCCCACGACACUUACAAAUAUCCCAACACCGGCACCGACCAACUUCAGCGAUCCAACUCCAGCACCGACAUAUCCCACGGCAGCACCGACGGAAAGUGCUGACACAGCGGAAUUGGACGAGCGUUCGUCCGCCUCAACCACUGGCAUUGUGGGCGUGGCAUACUCGAGCGAGGGCACAGUUGGGGUGGCGUAUUCCACCACCCGUGCAGAAUACGAAGCAGAGAAGAGCCCCAGCAACGAUUCGAGCGGCAGCGCCACCGUGCCCAUUGUCGUCGUUGGAUGCUUGGUCGGAGUGCUUGGUAUGGUGGCAGCCGUUGUGAUCGCGAGAAACCGCAAGGGAGCUGCAGAAGAAGGUGAGACGGACUACUGCAAUGGUGUCAAUACGCCUGCUUCGGUGAAGGCUGAGGAAGCCUACGCCAACAUCAUCCACACGCCUGCUGCGGGUGAAGCAGGCGAGGUUGAGUACUCCAAUGCCGUCCACACGCCGGUUGCAACCGUGUAAGCAACUCAUCGAUUCUUCGGUGCAAUUGUUCAGUGCAAUGGUUUUGUCUAGUGGUGAAGGAUCGAACUUCGUCAUGCGAUGACAAGCUAUGCUCCUCUACAGUUUGAGCUGCAUUGCCGUUCAGUGUUUGCUGUUAGUUGUUUUUGAGUACGUAAGCGUAAAUGAGUGUGAGGUGAAGUGUAUGUACAAGUGCGUAAGUCGGUAAUUGUGGUGUCGUUUUCAAUAAUAAGAGCAGUUUUGGGUGAUGU